Messenger RNA from Haplochromis burtoni (Burton's mouthbrooder), 5280 nucleotides. RefSeq names its product growth differentiation factor 6a (gene gdf6a). The record is from RefSeq and is a predicted model, not a curated record. NCBI's taxonomy places the organism in Eukaryota, Metazoa, Chordata, Actinopteri, Cichliformes, Cichlidae. Gene Ontology annotation, molecular function: cytokine activity; growth factor activity. Gene Ontology annotation, cellular component: extracellular region. The transcript is spliced from 2 exons. The coding region runs from base 211 to 1533 and encodes 440 amino acids. Gene Ontology annotation, biological process: BMP signaling pathway; SMAD protein signal transduction.
UCUUUUCGGCCCAACAGUCUCCGCUCUUGUGUGGAGUCCAGAGCGAAAAACGCACUUCUUCUGGUGCGGCCGGAGAGCGCAAAAGUUAGCUGCUCUCAGACCCUGAAGCGCACACCAUCUCUGGCUCACGCAGCUCCUCGAAUUUAACUUCACUGCGCGGGGGAGGGAAAAAAUUGAGUUUAUUAACAUCUCCCGGUGAAUGUUCCAGCCAUGGACGCAUUUCGAGUCAUUACGAUAUAUCUGGGCCUCCUCCUUGUUUUCCUUGGGAAUAUACCGUGUUUCCAGUCUGCUGCUAUCAUCUCUCCCUCUGCGCCGAGGAGGAACAGGGGUGCCAGGAUCCAUCACCAGGAUGGACAAAGCUCUUCCAAAUUCCUAAAAGACAUCUUCGCGUCCUCUCAUCCUGUCGCGGGACACCACAAAGAAGAUCUAAAGGACGCUAUUGUUCCGCAUGAGUACAUGCUCUCCAUAUACAGGACAUACUCUGCUGCAGAGAAACUCGGACUAAACGCCAGCUUUUUCCGCUCUUCUAAAUCUGCCAACACCAUAACAAGUUUUGUGGACAGAGGAACAGACGAUCUUUUGCACUCUCCUCUGCGAAGACAAAAGUAUCUGUUUGAUGUCUCAACCCUUUCAGAAAAAGAGGAGCUGGUCGGGGCGGAAUUAAGGAUAUUUAGGAGAGCGCCCGGUGAUUUGCAGACUUCCCUGCAGAAGACGGGCCUCUACGACAUUCAGCUCUACCCCUGUCGCUCAGACAAGCUGCUGGACUCCAGGUCCCUGGACCUGCUGGAUUCCACGAAAGCCGGCUGGGAAGUGCUGGACGUGUGGGAAGUGUUUAAAGCGCGCCAGCAUCAUUAUCACCACCCCCAUCGCUCUCGUCACUAUCAGCAGGAGAACCAGCUUUGCCUCCAGCUAAGGGUCACACUGGGCAAAUCGGACACCGAGGUCGACCUGAGGCAGCUGGGGCUGGACAGGAGCGGCCGGUCCCAGCAGGAGAAGGCCAUCUUGGUGGCCUACACCCGCUCCAAGAAGAGGGAGAACCUGUUCAACGAGAUGAAGGAGCAGAUCAAGUCGCGGAGGUCGGUCAGUGAGAAGGAAGUGAAGGUGGCAAAAGAGGAGGGGGUAUCUCCGCUGACUGGGGCCAAAGGAGAAGGGCCCAGGCGGCGGCGGAGGACGGCGCUGGGCAACCGGCACGGGAAGCGGCACGGGAAGAAAUCCAAAUCCAGGUGCAGCAAAAAGGCUCUGCACGUGAAUUUCAAAGAGCUUGGCUGGGACGACUGGAUCAUUGCACCCCUGGAUUACGAGGCUUACCACUGCGAGGGGGUGUGCGACUUCCCCCUGAGGUCGCACCUGGAGCCGACCAACCACGCCAUCAUACAGACGCUCAUGAACUCCAUGGACCCCAACAGUACCCCGCCCAGCUGCUGCGUGCCCACCAAACUCAGCCCUAUCAGCAUCCUGUACAUUGACUCGGGCAAUAACGUGGUGUACAAACAGUACGAGGAUAUGGUGGUGGAGCAGUGUGGGUGCAGGUAGCGGCCAUUAUUGUGAAAAAACAAAACAAAAAACAACAACAACAGAAGAUUGUUAAAGAUACUCUCAGUGGGUUCAAGGCUGAAGGUAGAAAGUCCUCAUGGGUCUCAAAGCGUUUUGACGCAUGAUGCGCCUUGUUUUUAUUCAAAAGGGAUGCGUGCGCACGCACACGCGCGCGCACAUACACACAAGCACACACAUACACACACGCACACACACACGAGGCCAUAUCUUUUAUUUAUUCAGACUCAGUCGCAUUAAAUUCCACUCUCUGCCUUAAAGUGUUAAGCACAAUAUUUCCCAACUAGGCGUCAAGUAUCAUAAAAUCGAUUUUUCUUGUUGUUUUUUUCCCAAAAAGUGCGAUGUGUCCACAUGGCACGAGGAGAAGGGCGUUCUGAUUGAGAUGGGGGGAACUAUUAAGUCCGACUGCGCACAUGUGCGUGCCGAGGACAGCGGGCUUUGCCUUUAAGCAGCGCUUUGUUGUAGCGUGUGAUCCUGGCAGCCUGGCCGGACUCUUUUGGGUAUGUGCAUCCAGGCCUCAAAUGUAACUGUCCAGCUGGAGUCAUUACAGACCCGAGCAAGUGCCCGUUGUAAAAAAACAAACAAAUAAAUUAAAAAAAAUGAAGGGGGUGAAUGUCUAAUCUACCAAACACAAACACAGACUGGUCUGAGGAGAGGUGAUAAGACGGUGGUCGUGAUGGUGGUGGUGGUGGCAAUGCCUUCAAAGAGAUUUCUUGUUUUUCCUUACUGGAGGCCAUCUGAAAGGCGCUGGGAGAGGGCGCAUUUACGGACAGAAAGGACACAAAAUCAGACUUAAUGCGUGAAUGAAAGAAAAAAAGAAAGAAAGAACACAUAACUGAGGCGUAAUUUCAAGCUCAAAAGUCGGCAUCUUUACGAAAUGCACUUCCACAACUGACUGCGCCAAGGACAUGUGGUCAGCUGAAUUCGUCUUCUCUGAUGACGAAAAAACAAAAUAUUAAAAAAAGACAAGAAAAAGAAAAAGGACUCGCAAACGAGACGUUAUUUAAAUGCACAUUAGCUUUGAAUGCACUGCUGUUCGUUUUCUUUUUGUUUGUUUGAGUUGUAAAUACUUGUACAGUCCCCCGCCCCAAAAGAACUCUACAAAGUGCAACGAAUGAAGAAAUGAGAAAACGGCAUUUCUUUGUAAAUGUACAAAAAUGCACUCAAAUCGGUAUAAUUUCUAUUCUAUAAUUAUUUUAUUAUUUGUGAUGUACAGAGUUUUCAUGAUAAUCAUAUAUUUCUUACGUGGAUAAGAGUAAUUUAAGGUGUAUUGAUAUUUUGCAGAGGGUGGAAAAUACCAUUAUUAAUGUCUACCUCAUAAUUGCAUAUAGGAGGUGCAUUCAGUUAGAGUGUAAAGAGCUUUUACAAUGAUAUAUAAGAUCAUUUAUUUACAUAUAUUACUGGCUAAUAUUCCACACCAUUACUGUACAAAUAAAAUUCAAAAGAAAGCCCACCAGUCUGGCCUUCUGAUGAUUGAUGCCAACUAUUCUCUUAAGAAAAAUUCUUUUGCAUUAAUUUGAUGUGUUUUUAAGUCCAGUAAGAACUUUGCAGGGGAUUAGUUUCUGGGGAAGCUAUGGGAAGGCAAUAAGAUGUCUUUUUAAUCUGUUGAUACACUAAAUUGCUUGCAUUACUGAUUCUUAAUCCCUUGCAUUUUCCACCCUUCAUUUUCAUUCAUUUUCCCACUCUCGCAAUAUUCUAUCUAUAUUCUAUAUUUAUCUUAAUAAAAUCCUUCCUCUCAUUACCUGAAGAAAAAAAGAAUCACCUGAUACUACUUCAUUAGAGUCUCUCUGAGUAGUUUUACUUUUAUUCCCUGAAUGAGAUGUACAAAGUGCAUCCGGUCCACAUACACGUUUCCUGGCAGGUCAGAUCUGGUCUUAGUGAACACGUUCUCAUCACAGACCACAAAUGUAAGUGUGCACUGACUGGAUGUGUCAGAAUUGCCCCACAUGGUGACCAUCCACAGCGAGGGGAAUCCACUGACUUGACUGUCGCUGAUAUGACACUGAAUGCAGCUAUUUCUCAAUGAAUUAGUCCUGCCUGGGUCAAGUUUACUUAAUACUUUAAUGUUUUCCAAUCUGUGGAUGAAAACAGGAAAAAAAAAGAAAGUAAAAGAAGAAAAAUAAAAAAGUUUGAAAGAAGGGAUAGCUUCCAUAGAGUGCUAUCGACCUUGGCCUGGAAACAAUUAGGAAAUUGCUUUGAAAAGUUAUAUGUUGUCCAGGCUCUUGUACAGUAUCAUGUCACUCCCCACAUGUUUGCUACGCGGAAACAGAGGAUGCUAAGUGCACUCUUUAGCGGCCGCUGCAAAUGACUGACACAACAAGCAUUCCCCUGAGUAUAACCAAAUGCCCCCCACCCCAAACAGGCCACAUGUCUGGAGAACCAUCAACGGGGCGCUACUGUGAGAGAUACGGUGCACCACCACAGGACUCUUUUCCGCACCAGAGAUGAAGACUUUGCAGCUGAUUGUGGAUUAGAGAAACUGUAAAGUUGCUCAAUCAAGUUGAAAUUUCUAAGCUAUUGCGUAUUAACUCGUGCAGUAAACCUUUGCUGUUUGAUUUAUAUUUAUUUGACAAGUCCCUCGGUCUGGUGGGCACUGGCCUGGAGGUGAGACGGGAUUUUAAGGGAACAGUUAAAUGGCGAUGAAAGGGAAAGGAAUGCUUUGUUUACCCCGCUUCAAUCCCUCACUCUUAAGUUGAACGUUCCUAUAAAGUUCUCCAUCACAACUGCGUUAUUGUCCCUCCAUCCACACCGAGCACAGAGAGAGAGAGCGAGAGAGCACAAAACCAGAGUUGUGUUUAUUUGAAACUCGGUCCUAAUACAUUAGUCUAAGCAAACCAAAACUGGCAAAGAGAGGGGUCCUUUUCAUCAGAAAUGUGGAGAAUGUAUAACACAAAUAGUCUUGACACCCCACAUCUGUGCAUGGAGGCUCCUCUUGAGAGAACUGUAAGGCUGCCCAAGUGAAGAUCUACAAGGUGCUGUACUCAGUGAAAGCCCGGGAGCGUCUCCAAGAGUUUAGAAAAUGUCUCGGCUCUUCUGGAGACAUAAAUGCUCCUCAUACUUAACGGCUCUCUUAUCAGUGAUGCCCUAAGCAGCGACAGGAAAGGCAUAAAUCACACUGAUCGUCCAGACAGCAGGGGACCUCUAAGCGAGUACAAAAAUGUAUUAAACCGGCAUUAAGAAGCAUUAGAAAAUGCUCUGCGAAGGCUUAGAUGCUGUGCUUUGACUUGCUCACCGGAGACAUGAAAACACAGAUGAGAAUGCUUAGAUUUGGCCGAGGUCUGACUUUUAAACUGCUACUGAUACACUCCAGUAAGAAUACAGUCAAUUUAUUUAACAGUUUUAUUUCCUCACAUAUAAUUUAUUUAUUUGACCUCCAUUUCCGGUUUCCCAGAUAGUGUCGUCCCUUCAAUAAUAAAGCCAGACAUUUCUUUCCAAGGCAGUGCAAGGUGGUGCUUCUCUGGGUUCAAACAGACGCAGAAUAAAUUGACUCUCACAGACUUACCCCACAUUAUUCAGCGAGUGUGAGCCUCUAGACGUAUCUGUGUAUCUGUGAGCGCGUCUGAGUGGACAGAAGGGCAACGGCACACACAGAUGGGCAGAUGAGUGGUGCAGGAGAGGAGCAGAUGCCUGAAGUGACCCCUACUGCUGCCUUUCAUUGAACCACUGGCUCAAACACAAAGGCGGGGGCUGGCCCCUAAACAUUUAAUACACUUGCCUCUGCUUUAAUGC